GGCGUCCUGACACGGCGUGUGCAGCAACAGUUCCCUUACUAAACAUGAAAAAUAUUUGUUUUUAAAAUCGUUUUUUAUUCUUCUUCUCUCUCCUGAAUUGUUACUACAGAACAGACUAGAAAAUGAAGUUAAAGGCCAAACCGCUCUCUCACAAAUCAGAGAACACGUAUCGGUUCCUCACAUUUUCUGAAAGACUCGCGAAUGUGAACAUCGAUGUGAUCCAUCGGAUUGAUCGGACUGGAAGUUACUCUGAGGAGGUAGACACCUACUUCUUCGAAGGUUUGAUGAAAUGGAGAGACCUGAACCAGACAGAUCACUACACGGCCUUUAAGAAGGAGGUUUCCUACAAGAGUCAGUCCUUCCACAUGUUAGUAUUUCACCAAAAUGGCAUAGUGGAGAGUCUGAAGACUCAUCUGAUGGUGAAGAACAGCCACGCUUACCAACCACUUCUCGACCUCGUGGUCCAGUUUGCACGCGACCUUCAGACAGAUUUUUACCCUCACUUUCCUGACUUCUUCGUCAUCAUCACCUCACUGCUUGAGACCCAGGAUACUGAGGUGCUGGAGUGGGCCUUUACCUGUCUCUCCUACCUCUAUAAGUACUUAUGGAGGCUGAUGGUGAAGGAUAUGAACAAGAUCUACAGUCUUUACAGUAAACUUCUGGCACACAAGAAAGAGCACAUCCGUAACUUUGCAGCUGAGAGUUUUUCCUUUUUAAUGAGAAAGGUUCCAGAUUAUGAUGCUCUGUUCACACUGAUGUUUGUGGAUCUGGAACAGUGUCCUCAGAAGGCACAGGGGGUCGGGCAGCUCAUCUUUGAGAUGUGUAAAGGAGUCUGCAAUAUGUUCCACUCUUGUACCAACACAGCUUUACCAAUAGCACUCCAGAAACUCGGCCCGUCUGGGGGAGGAGAUGUUCCUCUGCCCUGGGAUGCCAUUAAAGAGGCUCUCGAUCACAUGGCUGAGUCUUCAGCCAAUUAUGUCACAAAGGAAAACUUCCUGGUUCUUUGGGAUUCGUUGCAGGCUUGUGUGAAAAACUUGAUCCCGAAGGUGGAGGCAGGGCAUUCUGACCAAAUCAGUGAGCACAUUGAAAGAAUCUUGUUUAUUUACCACACCGUGGUAGAGCACAGAAAAGGAGCCAAGAUCACCAAGCCACAGUCUGUCUGUGAGUUGCUUCUUCAGCUGGUCCAGACUCGAGGUCUGUCCUACUCCUGCCACAGUUUGCUGCUUCAAGUGAUCUCAUCCUUUCUGCUUGGAGAGAACCUGUCUUUACCAGCUAGUUUGAUUCAAGAACUUUUGAAAAAGGUCUUCACCAGUGGGAUUGAUCGAGAUCUUAUUUUGUCGUUUGCCAAAGACAUGUUCAGUAUGAAGCAAUUUGAGCAGCUGUUCCUGCCCAGCAUGCUACAGUUUGUGGAGCAGCUUUUCUCCAGUGAUGACUCUGUGAACAGACUGAUGGCUCUGGAGGUGCUAGUAAGGCUAAUCCUGGUUAAAGCACAGCCUCCUACUGAUGGCUCAAUGGCCUUUGAGAAGUACCCACUGAUCUUCACUGGGCAGUCUGGAGGGUUGUAUGGGGUGGAUAAGGGACAGGCAGCAUCUGUUCCUCCGCUUAUUCUGUCCCUCAUAGAUGUCCCAGAAGAUAGGAUAUUCUCAGAUCUCUCUCAAAUCUGGGCGGCCCUGGUGCUUCUUCCUCACCUCAGGCCCCUGGAGGCAGCAAGCGUGAUUCCUCCUCUCACUGCCCUGUUGAACCGACUGUUACAUGAGGUGCACAGUGAAAAACUCGGAAGAGGUGGGCUGUUUGUGGCACGACAGGCUCUAACCACACUGCUGAGCUUUAAGGAAACUGCGCUUGUGUGGUCCCUGCUCCCAGAUGAGCUCGUCCGCUCCAUCAUAGAGAAGUUUCCCACUGAUCUUUCUGCCCUGCUGCUGGUUGACCUGUACUACACAAGACUCUCUCUCAAUGGAUGCUCAGGCCAGCUGUCUCACAACUCACUACAAGAGCUAUAUCAAAAGUUGCGUUCCAAUUUUUCGUCUAACAUCUCAAAGAUUCGCCUCCUGACGUUAAGAAUUAUGUCCCACUUUGAGGCAGAGCUUCCAAAGCCAGCAGAGGGAGACGACAGCUCAAGCACACAGACGGUGUUUGCCAUCUGCCUGCAGGCCGAGCAGGUUCCAGCCACAGUGCAGGAUUACAGAGAGAAGCUGCUACAUUUGCGUAAACUGCGUCAUGAUCUAGUGCAGCCAUGCCUCCCUAAAGGGCCUUUCCACCCGGUUCCCCUGCGGUACCUCAUUGCAAUGCUGUUUGUUAAUUUUAGACCGUUAUGGGAUGCUGUUAUUGACCUUCUGGCGUCCCAUGCCAGAGAUAUGGACAACAAAGAGUUCUGGAAUGUUUACUAUGAACAUUUGGAGAUGGUUGCUGGUCUGGCAGAGGAUGAGCUUCAGCAGCAGCAGCAGGAGGAGGGGGAGGAGGAGGAGGAUGAUGGUGAAGGUUCAAUGCUGGGCCCAGGGACAGAUGUGAUCUGCAGCGGUGAUGUUGGUUGUCUGUUUCUGGAGCAGUUGGAGCAGGUAAACAGCCAUAGUGAUCGCACAGACUUCACUAACUAUCGUAACUUGCUGUGGAGAGCCAUGAGCCAGUUCCCUGACAGAGUGGAACCACGGAGCAGAGAGCUCAGCCCACUGCUGCUGCGCUUCAUCAGGAAUGAGUUCUAUCCUGCUGACCUGCUAGUAGCUCCGGUUCAGAAUUUGAUGAAGAUUAGCCACAGAUCCACACAAAUCACAUCUGAGAGUGAAAAGGAGGAUGUGAAGAUGAAAAAUGUGGAGGAGGAAGAAGAAGAAGAAGUAGAAGUGGAGGAUGAGUCCCAACAAGCUGGGAAAAAAAUACCAAGGAGAGCUGCAGCCAAACAACUUAUUGCACAUCUUAAGGUCUUCUCCAAGUUCACCAAUCCCAAAGCUUUAUACUUGGAGCCUGAAUUACUGCAGCUGUACACACAGCUCCUGUGCCAUAAGGACCAGCAAAUUCAGAAGGCAGCUCUGGACUGCUUAAUGACUUACAAAGACCCAAGCAUUCUUCCUUACAAAGAGAAUCUGGAGAGACUACUGGAUGACAAGCAUUUCAAAGAUGAAAUUGUUCACUUCAACAUCUCUGAGGAGGGAUCAGUGGUGCUGGAUAUGCACCGCUCUCAACUCAUGCCUGUGCUAAUGAGGAUCCUGUACGGGCGGAUGCGCACUAAAGUUGGUAAUAAGUUCCAGGGCAAAGCUGCCACUGCAUCACGCUCUUCCAUCGUGCUGCGCUUUCUGGCAGGUUGCCGGCCAGAGGAGCUGGCUGUGUUUAUUGACCUGCUGCUGGAUCCUGUGUGCCAUCACAGCCAAGGAACAUGUCUAGGUGCAGUAGAGAGGGCCAUGGCUGAGACAGACUCCUCCUCAGUGCUCCCUCUGGGUCGCCAGCAUGCACUGCUCAACAUUAUAGAUGUAGUGCUGCAUAAACUGGGCCACCUUUUACAAAAUUACUUGCCCAAGCUACUGCAGAUUCUGCUGUGCAUCACUGCCUCUGUGGCCUUGCUGCUGGAACAUAGAGAGCAGCUGAAACCUGGCUGUGUUGGCCCCCUGAAGAACCUGAGGCGACUGGGACUUCUGCGCAUCCAAGACUUCUUUGACAAAUUCGAAUCAUACCAAUUCACAGCUGAUGAAAUUGAUGCCAUAUUUCACGCUAUUGUCUGGCCUCAGGUGUGCCGUUUGCCCUCAGAGAGCCCCUAUGCUCCCACGCCACUCCUGAAAUUGAUCCAUAUCUGGAGCAUGAAUGUUAGGUAUUUCCCUUUGCUGGCUAAGCAGAGACCAGACCACCCGGAGUGUGACAUCCUGCUCAACGUCUUGGCUCUACUGUCUUCCAAAAAUGUCUCUCCUAAAACAGCAGCCAUGGUAAUGGACAUCUGUGAGAAUUUACUGAACACACCAGACUUUACACCUUCUGAGACGGAGGAAGAGACUGAGGCAGAGGCAGCGACAGUGACACCGCUGAGCGUCAAUGGGUGUGUUAUUCCUGAGCUAGUGCCUGGUUCAGACAUCACUAAAGAGUCUUUGACUAUAGGUUCGAGGCUGCUCUUACCUCACAUCCCUGCUGUACUUCAGUACCUCGGUGGAGUUGUGCGCAACUCUGAUCGCCUUAAAAAGAAGAAAUUCCGAGCUCAAGUUAGCAAGGAGCUUAACAUCCUGUCCAAGAUCAGUCGAUUUGUCGCUGAUAAGGAACAGAGCUCAACGCUUGUACGUCUUCUGCUGCCGUACCUCCAUAAGCCAAACAUUGCUGAGGAGACCGAGUUGGACAUUCUCAACACAGUGCAGAACCUGCUUAGGCAAUGUUCAGAACCCACGGUCUUCCUGAAGCCUCUUAGUAAACUCUUCUCCAACGUACGCAACAAGCCAUGCCGUAAAGUCUUGUGUGAGAUAUUCAAGACACUGUCUGACCUGGACAAUGAACUGAAGUACAUAGCCGAUGUUGUUGUUGAGCUUAAUGCAUUUGAUAGUCGGCAUCUAGAUGAGAUUCACUUCGAUGUUCGCCUGAUGGCAUUCCAGAAGUCGGUCAAACACAUUGAAGAGAUGAAAACACUAGACAUAAGAUACCUCAUGGUCAUCAUGCACAACUGCUUCCACUCUUUUGAAACUGGGGACAUGUCUCUGGCAGACAGCGCCAAUUUAUGUCUAUCAGCUAUACUCAAGCAGCUGGCUGCAGUGGGCUGCAUGGAACAGGAUUACAAAGAGAUUGUGCAGUACACUGUUUUAGAUGCCGUUAGGAGAGGAUUAAAGAGCAGGACAGAGAGUGUAAGGAACGAUUACACUUCAGUUCUGGCUUGUCUGGUCAAAACCUUCCCCAAUCGCUCAGAAUUUAGAGACCUGGUGCAGCUCACCAACUACUCGGAUCCUGAGUCAGACUUCUUUGAGCACAUGAAGCACAUACAGAUACAUCGUAGGGGACGAGCGCUCAGAAAGUUUGCCAAACAGCUGACAGACGGCAUAGUGGUGAUGUCUUCCCGCUCCAUGCAGAACUUUAUCAUGCCCUAUGCCAUGAUUGCACUAUUUGAUGAGAAACUCCUGAAGCAUGAAGCUAUGACCUCCGCAGCAGUCGAAGUUAUUGGCGCAGUCUGUAAACGCCUGACCUGGUCUAAGUACCUCUACUACCUCAAGCACUUUAUCCAUGUGCUCCAAACAGGAAUAGUUGAGCAGAAACUGGCUGUAAGUUUGCUGCUGAUUAUUCUGGAAGCCUUUCACUUCGACCAGGAAAGUCUGAGCAAAGAAAUCGAGGCAGCCAAGAACAAAAAGGCAGAUGAGCCAAGUAUUCUGGAGGUAGAAGCAGAGGAAGAGCAAGCAGAAGUUAUGGAUUCAGAUGAAAGUGACAUGGAGGAUGCCAUGGAGACCAAUGAUGCUGAUGCUGUUGCCACAGAAGCUGAUGGAAUGGACACAGGUGACGGUGACUCCACCAAGAUCAAAAAAGGCACUGAGGCUAAGCCGAGGAGAAGGCCCCCUGUUGUUAGCAGUGGCCUUCCACAGAGUGAAGAGGAACUGAAGUCUCUUAUCUCCUCCAUUCAUAAGACUGUCACUCAGAGUGUCUUGCCCAGAUUACAAAAAUGCCUAACAGCCAAGGUAAAAAGAGAUGAUGAACACAAGACGGUGAAAUCAAAGGAAGUUAAGGAUGAGGAGGUGGUAAGAGUGCCAAUCGCCUUUGCUAUGGUCCGCCUCAUGCAGACUCUUCCACAGGAAGUUAUGGAAGCCAACUUGCCUGGGAUACUCCUCAAAGUGUGUGUCCACCUAAAGAGUCGUUUCCAGGAGAUCCGUGAUGUCGCCCGAAGCACGCUGAUCAAGAUUAUUGAGGCCUUGGGACAUAAUUACCUGCAGUAUGUUCUCACAGAGAUGCAGGGUGUUCUUGUAAAGGGCUACCAGAUCCAUGUAUUGACCUUCACUGUUUACCAUUUACUCUUAACCCUAAAACCUUCUUUGAAAGCUGGAGAACUCGACCCUUGCUUGGACAUUCUGAUAAAGAUUUUUAACAACGAGCUCUUUGGCUCUCUUGCGGCGGAGAAGGAUAUCAAAGGUAUCGUCUCAAAAGUAAUGGAGGCCCGUCACAGCAAGAGCUCGGACUCGUAUGAGUUUCUGGGUCAGUUCUGCAGCCAGGAAAGAGUCACACAGCUCAUUAUUCCCCUUAAAGAGAUUUUGGAGAGGACGGCCAGCCUGAAGGUGUCCCGGCGAGUGCACAGUGUUUUGAGGAGAGUUGUAACAGGACUUCUGCUGAAUCAGUGUAUGACCCCUCAGUCAAUCCUGCUGCUGAGUCACGGUCUGAUCAGCCAGAGCCUGCCACUCAUCACGAGCAAGAGCAAGCAGAAGUCCGCUCUUCCUCCAGACCCCCGACUGCCACCUCCAAGCUGCUUGCUCCUGCCCCCCACCCCGAAGAGAGGUGUAGUGAAGGCAGCCCUUAGCCGCCAGACCAAUAUACACAUUCUAGUGGACACUGGACUGAAUCUGCUCCAUGGUAGUUUGAGAAAUUCCAAGGUCAACUCCUCCGUGGCAUCAGUGCGAGAGAUGUUAGACCCAUUUGUCUUACUUCUGCUGGACUGUCUCAACUCCAUGCAUGUCAAGGUGAUCACUGAGUCUCUGCAGGGCUUCAUCUGGAUCCUGAAAUUCCCUCUUCCUGCAGUGGAGCAAAAUGCAGAACAAAUCACCAAGCAGCUGUUCGUUCUGCUGAAGGACUACGCUAAAGCAGGUGCUGGUCAUGGAGAAAACUUUCACCUCGUCCAGAAUUGCUUCAAGGUCAUAACUGUCUUAGUGAAGAGUGUGGCGAAAAACUGCAUCUCUGAUACACAGCUGCAAGUGCUGCUGGGAUACGCUGAAGAGGACAUCUAUGAUAAUUCUCGCCAAGCCACAGCAUUCGGCCUGCUCAAAGCGAUCCUUUCCAAGAAGCUGGUGGUACCAGAGAUGGAGGAGGUGAUGAAAAAAGUUGCCAAACUGUCCAUAAAUGGCUCGAAUGAGCAGGUCCGCGUCCGUUGUAGACAGAUCUAUCUGAAGUAUCUCAUUGAUUAUCCACUUGGGAAGAAGCUUAAAAACCAUUUUGACUUUAUUGUUUCCCAGCUCACAUAUGAGUAUGACACAGGAAGACAGUCUGCCCUCGAGAUGAUGGCCUUCAUUUUCCAAACAUUCCCUCGGUCUUUCCUCUUGGAGCACUGUGGACUCUUCUUUGUGCCUCUGUCUCUGGCUAUGGUGAAUGAUGAUUCAGCACGCUGUAAGAAAAUGGCCUCACUUGCCAUUAAGUCACUACUGGGUCAGUUAGACGUAACGCACCAGAACUCCAUGUUCACUUUGGUCAAUGGCUGGCUGACUGGAGAGAAGGUGGCGUUAAGGAGAUUAGGUGCUCAGGUGUGUGGCCUUUUUGUAGAAGCAGAAGGGGAGCAAUUCGUUCGCAGACUGGAUUCAUUGCUGCCUCUAGUAGAGAAAGAAAUCCAUACUGGCAACUUUGAAGAUAUUGAAGAGGAAGAAAGCGAGAAGGCUGCAGACAGGUUACUCUUCUAUUAUCUCACCCUUAUCACCAAGCUCAUCAAGGAAUGUGGCUUCUUGGAGCUCAACAAACCCGAGGACACUCUCACUAGCAUCUGGGGUCACAUUGAAGCUCACCUGCGCUAUCCUCACUCCUGGGUUUGGCUGACUGCUUCUCAGAUCUUUGGCCUGCUUUUCGCUGCUCAAAAACCAGAAUCUCUGCUGUCUCUGUGGCACUCUGAGAGAAAUGCCUCCCAAAACAGCCAGCCAGUGGCUUCCUCUUACCUCUCAACCAGCCUGGACAAGAGGAUGAGGGAGCUGGUCUUGUCGUUUUGUCACCAGCUGCAGUCCAAGUUCCUGGACAUCAGUGCUGGCGAGCAGGUAAUCAAGAACCUGCUCUUCGUGGCCAAGGUGAUCUAUCUUAUCUCGCCUGAGUCUGACUUGGAGGAGGAUAAAAAAGAAGUAGAAGAUGUGAUGAAAGAAACAGAGGAGGAGAAAGAGAGUGGAGAUGAAGAGCAGGUUGAUGAAGAAGACGAUCAGGAGCAACAGCAGAUAAUAGAGGGGCAGGACGAGGAAGAAGAGGAGCUUCGGCAACAAAAGAUUCUAGAGGAGCAUGAGGAUAAUCGCCCACCGUCUCUGCUCUGGGUGAUUAAGAAGCUCACACUGGUCGCUAAGAGAGAAGCAGCCAACACCCCCAAAGAGCCAGUGAAGAGAACGUGUGUUUUUAAGUUUUUGGGCGCAAUAGCUGUUGACCUUGGUAAAGAUCGCCUCGGCCCCUACCUGACUACCAUCAUUGCGCCGCUCUACAGAGAACUGGACAGCACGUAUGCAGACCAAGACUCGACACUGAAGAACCUGGCACAGGAGCUCAUUGAGCUGCUAAAGAAGCUGGUAGGUCUUGAGAAGUUCUCGCUUGCCUUUGCUGCUGUGCAGAAGGAGGCCUCACAGAGACGAGCCUCACGCAAGAAACACAAGGCAGUGCAGGCUGUGGCCAAUCCUGAUAUUGCUGCUAGGAAAAAGAUCAAGAAGCACCAAAAGAAAACGGAGGCAAAGAAAAGAAAAAUAGAAUUUUUACGGCCAGGGCACAAAGCAAAAAGAAGCAAACGCAGUUCACUCAGAGACUUGGCCAUGGUUCAGUAAAAUCUUUUGUGUUAAACCUUUUGUAUCUGGUCAACUUGAUUUCUGGAUGCAGUUGUUACCCAGAUGGUGUUGCAUUGCAUAAAUGUGUUUCUGUUUGAAGUUGUACAACAUGUAACAAACAAUUGUUUUUUUUUUUGUUAAUAAAUGAAACAUGCAUAAGAAUUCAAA
Messenger RNA from Silurus meridionalis, 8810 nucleotides. RefSeq names its product UTP20 small subunit processome component (gene utp20). Gene Ontology annotation, cellular component: 90S preribosome; small-subunit processome; nucleolus. The record is from RefSeq and is a predicted model, not a curated record. Bases 123 to 8642 code for a protein of 2839 amino acids. NCBI's taxonomy places the organism in Eukaryota, Metazoa, Chordata, Actinopteri, Siluriformes, Siluridae. The transcript is spliced from 62 exons.